AUGGCUGAACCAAUUCCAUCGGCCACUGCAGCUGCAGAUGCUGGCGACGAUGAAACCGCCCAGAAUCUCCCUCCCAACGCCGAAGAUCGCAAGGCUGCAGCUGCGCUCAAUGCACUCAAUGCGACUGGCAUGUCGCACGAGAAUGGAGACAGUGCUACUAAAGGUCCUUCUGCCGCUGACCAGGAGGCCCUGGGAAAGGCUAUGUCUAGGUUAGAAAUAGCAAGUGGUGUGAGCAAGAAGAAGGAGGACAGCAAGAAGACCGAGGCGAAGAAAGAGGUGGAAACAAAGAAGAAGGUCAAGAUUGCUUCCGAGGACGUCAACUUCCUAGUCGAAGAACUGGACCUCACGAAGAACAAAGCGACAGAACUGUUGCGGUCUCACGAUGGUGACGCAACUCUGGCUGUCAAGGCCUUUAUCGCCCCGUCGGUGAAAGUCUGA
Messenger RNA from Exophiala spinifera, 438 nucleotides. RefSeq lists its product as uncharacterized. Gene Ontology annotation, biological process: protein stabilization; negative regulation of apoptotic process. The record is from RefSeq and is a predicted model, not a curated record. Bases 1 to 438 code for a protein of 145 amino acids. NCBI's taxonomy places the organism in Eukaryota, Fungi, Ascomycota, Eurotiomycetes, Chaetothyriales, Herpotrichiellaceae. The transcript has 2 exons.